Molecule: messenger RNA, 349 nt
Organism: Bactrocera latifrons
Lineage: Eukaryota; Metazoa; Arthropoda; Insecta; Diptera; Tephritidae
Product: U6 snRNA-associated Sm-like protein LSm4
Biological process (GO): P-body assembly; nuclear-transcribed mRNA catabolic process; spliceosomal snRNP assembly
Cellular component (GO): U6 snRNP; P-body; spliceosomal tri-snRNP complex
Molecular function (GO): U6 snRNA binding
Source: RefSeq, a predicted model, not a curated record
GACGGAGAUAGAUUUUGGCGAAUGCCUGAAUGCUAUGUACGAGGUAGUACUAUAAAAUACUUGAGGAUCCCAGAUGAAGUAAUUGAUAUGGUAAAGGAUGACGCACAGGCUAAAACAAGAAAUCGGUCUGAAAUCAAUAAAGCACGUGUAAGUGGUGGAGUUCAAAAUCAGAAUGUGAGGGGACAGGUUCGAUCACGUUAUAAGAAUGGACAGCAGAAUGGAGCGAAAAAUGUUUUGCGUGGACAAACAAGUCGGCCUCUUUCUCAAAUCGCUGUCAAUAAAAAUAGAAAAUGAACAUUUUUAGAUGCAUUUAUUGAAAUUAUUUCAUUCAUUAAAAUUAUUAUGUAAA